AUGAAUAAUAUUGAAUUAUUUGCGUUUUUAAGCAACGGAGUCUUGAAAUGGAACUUUUUUGAGGAUAUCACUGACACGGUAGAACAAAACAAUGAUGUGGAAAAAGAUAAUGAUAAAAAUUCUAUAUUAGAAGAAAUAUUUCCUCCCAGAGAAUGGACUCAGGUUAAUAAUAAAAACAAGGUGAUAACUUUGAGACAGACAAUUUCCAGAGAACCGUCAAAUAGAGAUGAAGUGGCCAAAAUGAUUGUCAUGUUAAACCAUUUAGAACAGUUUUAUAGAUUCAAGAAAAAAGGGAUUUGUGAAACAAGAAAUUAUGUUUACAAUUUAUUUUUUGAUGAAAUUUUGAGACAAGUUGUAAUUUUGGAUGAAGAUCUUGGAGCAGUUUUAUAUAGAAUUCAAAAAGAGUUUAAAAAUACGAUUUUUAUCUUAAAAUAUAUGCUUGAUAAAGCAGUGAUGUUUAAUAAUUUGUACCCGGAUACAGAGAAUUUCAGCCCUGAAUUUUUAAAGGAAGUUGAAGAAUUAAAAAGAAUAAAUAAUGAUUUAAAAAUAAAAUAUAGACUUUCAAAACAAAGAUAUUUAGACAGGGUAAAGAAAAAAGAGUCGGGCGAGGAUUAUAAACUUCUAAUUUUAUUGAAAGUUAAAUACAGAAUGCUGAUGAACUACAUUAAAAGAUCAACUGAACAACUCAAAGAACAGAUGAAUAUGAUGACGCCAUCAACAAAGACUUCUUAUCUGAUCCAAAGUAAAAUCAAUUCAACCAAGUUGUAA
Messenger RNA from Melanaphis sacchari, 768 nucleotides. RefSeq names its product 33 kDa inner dynein arm light chain, axonemal-like. The record is from RefSeq and is a predicted model, not a curated record. Gene Ontology annotation, molecular function: dynein heavy chain binding. Lineage: Eukaryota; Metazoa; Arthropoda; Insecta; Hemiptera; Aphididae. Bases 1 to 768 code for a protein of 255 amino acids. Gene Ontology annotation, cellular component: axoneme. The transcript has 5 exons.